This is a messenger RNA of Spinacia oleracea (spinach), 1231 nucleotides long. RefSeq lists its product as uncharacterized. The record is from RefSeq and is a predicted model, not a curated record. The transcript has 3 exons. NCBI's taxonomy places the organism in Eukaryota, Viridiplantae, Streptophyta, Magnoliopsida, Caryophyllales, Amaranthaceae. The coding region runs from base 1 to 987 and encodes 328 amino acids.
AUGGCAUCCUGUAACCAACUUGAUAUUUGCGUCCUCGAAUCUUCAUCAUCCACCCCUUCAAACUCUCCUCCUACAACUCUGCUCUCCUCCUCUGAAGAAGGGAGAAAGAGAUGGAAGCUUACCAAGACGACCGAACUUAUUCCACUGACGAAAUCCAAGCUCUUUACCAUUCCCAAAAAGAGUUCUUUGCUCCACAGUAACAAGCAUGGCACUUCACCUUCCAUCAAAUGUUGCCAAUUGGGAUCCUCGUCAUCUAGAGAUGAGGACAUAAAUCCCACCCUCAGUGGGGAUUGGAGAUCAUUCAGAGCAAAGCUUGUUGCAGCAGAGAAAAUAUCGAUGCCUGAAGAUCUCACCACAUCAUCAUCAGCAUCAACUGAAGUUGAUCCACCAAAGCUGACUGUAGGUGCGAAUUGGGCUCACAAAAUUCAUGAGCCCGAGAAAGGUUGCCUACUCAUAGCAACAGAGAAGCUUGACGGGGUACACAUUUUCGAGAGGACGGUGGUCCUCAUCAUAGCAACUGGGCCUAUAGGGCCAACUGGAAUCAUACUAAACCGCCCGUCACUGAUGUCCAUAAAGGAAACCAAAUCGACAGUGUUGGAUGCAUCAGGCACAUUCUUGGACAGACCCUUGUACUUUGGAGGUCCCUUAGAAGAGGGACUGUUCCUAGUUAAUGGCCCAAAAGAGGAGGACGAUGGUGUCGGUAAAAGUGGGGUGUUUGAUGAGGUGAUGAAAGGUUUGUAUUAUGGGACCAAGGAGAGUGUGGGAUGUGCUGCUGAGAUGGUGAAGAGAAAUGUGAUUGGGUUGGAUGACAUUAAGUUCUUUGAUGGAUAUUGUGGGUGGGAAAAGGAGCAGUUGCAAGACGAAAUUCGGGCCGGGUACUGGACUGUAGCUGCAUGCAGUCCAGGUGUCAUUGGGCUGGAAAAUAUGAACAGUGGAGGUAUGUGGGAGGACAUUCUCGGGCUAAUGACUCAAAAAAAAGUAUGGUAACUGCUGUAAAGCUUGACUAUAUUAAUUAUAUAACUGAUGCUCAGCAGGCUGCAGGAUCUGCAAUUCUGUUGAUGUUGCUGGAUCCAACGCAUUUUAGUUCUAGUUUAAGUUCAACUUGGGAGAAAAAACUGAUGUAAAAAUGGUGUAUUAUAUAAUACAGUACUUACUAAAUUAGCAACAUGUCAUGAAAUGUUCAACAAGAUCUGUGAUUUAUCAAUUUUUAUGGGAAGAUAAAUUCUCACUA